CGGUAACGACAGAAAAGCAAGCAUCUCUGGCACCGGAACCGUAGAACGCCAACUAACACUAUGAAUUUUCGGUUUCCCCGAAAUAUCCCCGUAUUCCCUCCUUUUUUACUCGCCAAUGUUCACAACCGCCGUCGACUCUUCUCUUGGUACGUCAAGCAGUUCCGUACGACGUCGCAAGCCCGCGGCUCUCUCGGUGGCGGCAAUACCAAUUCUCAAGGUAAAGCUUUUGUGAUGUCGGGUGCCACAGUAGCCACUAUACUCAUGCUUGGCGCUCUUCAUGCUCGACGGCUUUACGAUGACAAGAAGCUCGAAGAAGCACGAGAGAAAGGGAUUGAAUUUGAGUUCCGAGAGGAUGUAAAGGCUACAUUUCUAAGGAUGCUACCUUUGCGAUCUAUUUCUAGAGUUUGGGGCUCUUUAAUGAAUGUGGACAUUCCAGUUUGGCUGCGUCCACAUGUUUAUAGGGCAUGGGCUCGUGCUUUCCACUCAAACCUAGAGGAAGCAGCUCUCCCUCUUGAAGAAUAUGCAUCUUUAAGGGAUUUCUUUAUUCGCACAUUAAAAGAAGGUUGCAGGCCUAUUGAUCCUAAUCCCUAUAGUCUGGUUAGUCCUGUGGAUGGCACUGUUCUCAGAUUUGGGAAGUUGAACGGUGCAGGGGCCAUGAUUGAGCAAGUCAAAGGAUUUUCUUAUUCUGUGUCAUCUCUUCUAGGUGCUAGCAUUUUGCUCUCGCUGGUUGCGGAGAAAAAUACCGAAGAUGAGAGUAGUAAUACUGAGCAGGAAAGCACUCGGAUAGAAAAGAGUAAGAAGUCAUGGUGGCGGGUUUCAUUGGCUUCUCCUAAAGUCCGGGAAACAGUUUCUGAAUGCCCACUGAAAGGCCUCUAUUACUGUGUAAUAUACUUGAAGCCUGGAGAUUAUCAUCGCAUACAUUCACCGGCUGAUUGGAAUGUUCUUGUUCGACGGCAUUUUUCAGGCCACUUGUUUCCUGUGAAUGAACGUGCUACAAGGACAAUCAGGAAUCUUUAUGUCGAGAAUGAAAGGGUUGUCCUUGAAGGUGAAUGGCAACAAGGUUUUAUUGCAAUUGCAGCAAUUGGUGCAACAAAUAUUGGGUCAAUUGAGCUUUUCAUAGAACCAGAACUUCGGACAAACAGGCCAAGAAAAAAGUUAUUAUCAUCAGAACCUCCAGAAGAACGAUUAUAUGAACCGGAAGGAGUUGGUGUAGUGCUAAAGAAAGGAGAUGAGGUUGCUGCUUUCAAUAUGGGAUCGACGGUUGUGGUUGUCUUCCAGGCCCCAACAUCAAAGAACAGCGAUGCUACAGAGUUUCGGUUUUCUAUUAGGCCUGGAGACAAAAUUCGUGUUGGAGAAGCUCUGGGAGUAUGGCAUAAUGAGAGUCACUAGUCCAUUAGUUGCUAACCUAGGGGAUGCACCUGGUUCCAAAUAAUGUAAAACAAAAGGCUAUUGUUUUUUA
Molecule: messenger RNA, 1459 nt
Organism: Hibiscus syriacus
Lineage: Eukaryota; Viridiplantae; Streptophyta; Magnoliopsida; Malvales; Malvaceae
Product: phosphatidylserine decarboxylase proenzyme 1, mitochondrial-like
Exons: 12
Coding region: 61-1389 (442 amino acids)
Biological process (GO): phosphatidylethanolamine biosynthetic process
Cellular component (GO): mitochondrion
Molecular function (GO): phosphatidylserine decarboxylase activity
Source: RefSeq, a predicted model, not a curated record